AUGUGCACAUGUUGCUGUUGCUGCCAGCAGGAAGUUGCUCCGACGGAUGUAGAGCUAGAGACUCGACGUACGCGGGUGCGAGAACUUUCGGUGCAAGCAAGCGCUUCCGAAUUCCAAGUUCACCAAGUGCCAAUGCUUGGCGCACUGUAUCUUCUUCGUGGAAGAACGAUCCGAUGUGCAGCACUCUUGUUAUUGAGUACUGGCAGAGGGCUGCCCGAGCCCUUCCACAUGCUCUUUCGAGCUACCCAAUACUACGUCUGCGAUGCGACCGUGCUGCUCCUUUCAAGACGGUUGUCGCAGCAUCAAGGUCCGGCUUCACUCGUCUUGAUGGAUCUUCUGAUGUUGGAGCUGCAUGCUGCUGCUCCAUUUGAUCCAGCUGGAGGCAGCAGCGGCUUGCGCCUGCGCGCAACCGAGGAAUUCACACGCAGAGUGCAUGAGUUGUAA
Molecule: messenger RNA, 444 nt
Organism: Symbiodinium natans
Lineage: Eukaryota; Dinophyceae; Suessiales; Symbiodiniaceae
Source: the annotation of a GenBank genome assembly